UUUAUUAUCUCUACAUAAAUAAAUGACAUUCGGUGAAGUUUGAGCGUGUGGGGAGCGAGCUGUGGCUGCGGAGCUAACAAGAGCUAACCCACUGUGAGCUAACGCCAGGCCAACUGUGGGUCAUCGGAGGCUAUGUGAAUAGCAGGUGAUCCACGGUGUGCUUGCUCGGACAGCGGUGAAUCAUACCCAUCAAGAUGCCAGCAGUGUCCACCAGUGGUGCGAAGCAGUUGUACCUCUCUACGUCUCUGGGGGAACUCAACAAGAAGGCUGAGAUCAAGCCUGACAAGACAGGCACCAGAAGCUACGUUCAAAGUGCCUGUAAGAUCUUUAAGGCCGCAGAGGAGGGGCGUCUGGACCGGGAUGAGGAGAGGGCCUACGUCCUGUACAUGAAGUAUCUCACUGUGUACGACCUCCUCAAGAAACGGCCAGACUUCAAGCUGCAGCAGGAGUACUUCCUGUCCUUGCUGGGGCCAACCAGCUUCAAAAAAGCCAUAGAAGAGGCUGAGAAGCUAGCAGAAAGCCUCAAACUCAGGUAUGAAGAGGCAGAGGUUCGUAAGAAGCUAGAGGAGAAGGAGAGACAGGAGCUGCAGGCGAGGAAAGAAGAGAAGGCUGUAAAGGACGUCAGCAGAUUGUCUCCCAAAGGCACCUCAGCCAACGCCAAAAAGGUCAAAGGAGAGCAGAAUGAACUGAAGAGUGCACUGAUUAAAGUGCCCGGAACGCCACCAGGGGGCAUCACGGCGGAGAAGCUGUUCCACAUGAUGAAGGACCAGGCCAUCACACUCAUCGUCAUGGACGCCCGCAGCCACCAGGACUUUGAGGAGUCCCGCAUCCAGGUCCCUGCCCAAACGGUGAUCAGCGUUCCUGAGGAGGCGGUCAGCCCGGGGAGCACGGUCCACCAGAUCGAGGCCAAGCUCCCGGAGUCGUCCCGGGACCAAUGGCGCCGGCGGGGUUUUGUAGACUACCUGGUGCUGCUGGACUGGUUCAGCGCCGUCCCGGACCUCAAACUGGGAACCACUCUACGCAGCCUCAAGGACGCCCUCUACAAGUGGGACAGCAUCACCGCCAUCCGCAGCGAGCCGUUGGUCCUGGAGGGGGGCUAUGAGAACUGGCUGCUCUUCUACCCCAUGUACACCACCUGGGCCAAAGUACGGCCCCCCAGACAGGACGUCAUCAGCCUGCUCCCUCAGUUGAACUUCAGCUACCCCUCCCUGGAGGACCCGAAGCCCCCGGCCCCCGCCCAGCCGGACCCCCCGCCGGCCCCCGAGCCCCAGGCCCCUCCGGCCCCGCCCCAGGUCAACGGGGUCGGACCCCCGGUGCAGGCGGUCCCUGAGACCCACGUCCUCCCAGACCGGCUGCCGGACUCCACCGACGCCCCCGCCAGCUCCUCCCAGAGCGCCCCCCCGGACCUGGCCAAGACAGGACCCCCAGCGGCCCCCACCACCACCACCACCACCCCCAGCCCCGCUCCGGUCUCGGCCGCUAAGGCCACCCCCCAGAUCGACCGGACCAAGAAGCCCUCCGUGCGUGUGUCGGGCGACCCUCGUCCCGGUCCGGACGCGGAUCCCGGGGGCCCCUCGAUGCCCGACCGCUCGGGGAAGCCCCCGGUCCAGAGCGAGGACCGGGUCCCAGGGGACCAGGACCCCCAGGAGGCGGACCCCGGCUCCAAAGACAGGGAGGAGGGCGGGGCGGCGAGGAGGGAGGAGGAGUCUCACCUGGACAGGAAGAGGCUGGAGAGGCAGACCGCCAAGGAGGAGGAGGAGGAAGAGGAGGAGGAGGGGGGGGACAGGGUGAACGGGCUGGGAGGGGUGAGGCGGAGGAGGGGGAGGGAGCUUGGCUCCGACUCCCCCGGCAAGAGCGCGUCCCUGGACUCUCCCGCGGCAAACCGCAUCGUCAGCGAGGUCAAGAGAGAGCCCCUGACCAGAGCCAGGAGUGAGGAGAUGGGCAGGAGUAUUCCGGGACUUCCUAAUGGCUGGAUGAAGUUCCUGGACACGGUGACGGGGACGUAUCGCUACUACCACUCGCCCACCAACCGCGUGCACCUGUAUCCCCCCGAGGUCACCGUGCCCCAGACCCCGCCCCCCACCCCGCCCACCGCCAAGCCCCGGACCUCCCGCGGCGCCGGGCCGGACGCGGGCGCCGACCGGGGGGCGGAGCACGAGCAGUCGAAGCUGAAGCGGUCGUACUCGUCGCCGGACAUCAGCCAGGAGCUCCGGGACGAGGCGGUGAAGAAGAGCAGCACCACCACCGCCAACGCCGCCGCCGCCGCCGCCACGCCCACCUUCAACAGAGACACCAAACCGGCCACUAAGGCCUACCCCAAGGUGGAGAUCGCCCGGCCGUCGGCCGCCAAGAUCCGGAACCUCAACCCGGUGUUCGGGGGGGUUGGAGCCUCCCUCACCGGCCUGCGUAACCUGGGCAACACCUGCUACAUGAACUCCAUCAUGCAGUGUCUGUGCAACACCCCCGCCAUGGCAGAGUACUUCAACCAGAACUACUACCAGGAGGAUAUCAACAGGGCAAACAUCCUGGGCCACAAGGGGGAGGUGGCGGAGGAGUUCGGGGUGAUCAUGAAGGCGCUCUGGUCCGGCCUCUACAAGAUCAUCAGCGCCCGCGACUUCAAGAUCACCAUCGGAAAGAUCAACGACCAGUUCUCCGGCUGCGAGCAGCAGGACUCCCAGGAGCUGCUGCUUUUCCUCAUGGACGGCCUCCACGAAGACCUCAAUAAGGCGGACAACAGGAAGCGCUACAAGGAGGAGGAGAACGACCACCUGGACGACCAGAAGGCUGCGGACCUGGCCUGGAGCAAACACAAGCUGCUGAACGAGUCCAUCAUCGUGGCGCUGUUCCAGGGCCAGUUCAAGUCCACCGUGCAGUGCCUCACCUGCCACCGCAAGUCCCGCACCUUCGAGACCUUCAUGUACUUGUCGCUGCCGCUCGCCUCCACCAGCAAGUGCUCCCUGCAGGACUGCCUGCGGCUGUUCUCCAAGGAGGAGCGACUGACGGACAACAACAAGGUGUUCUGCCGACACUGCAAGGCCCACCGGGACUCCACCAAGAAGCUGGAGAUCUGGAAGGUCCCGCCCAUCGUGCUGGUGCAUCUCAAACGAUUCUCCUACGAGGGCCGCUGGAAGCAGAAGCUCCAAACGACCGUGGACUUCCCCCUGGAGGGCCUGGACCUAUCACAAUACGUCAUCGCCCCCCGACAGAACCUUAAGAAGUACUGCCUCUACGGGGUGUCUAACCACUACGGGGGUCUGGACGGGGGCCACUACACCGCCUACUGUAAGAACGCCCUAAAGCAGCGCUGGUACAAGUUCGACGACCACGAGGUGUCGGAGAUCUCAACCUCCCACGUCAAGUCCUCCGCCGCCUACAUCCUCUUCUACUCCACGCUGUGACGGGGCGGGGGGGCGAGCGGGACGGACCGACACACAACUGGAGCAGUGGCGCUCUGAACUCUGAACAGGACACCGCGGGGGGGGAUCUGAGACGGGGGGAGGGUUGCGGCCCGGUCUGGGGGAACCACGAGACACUGUUCUGUCAGGCUUUGCUACCUAGACCUGCCCCCCACCCAGACACACACACACACACACACACACAUACGCACACACACGUAGAGGCUAACGACGCAGCUCACAUGGUAAGCGCGUGGGGGGGCCUGUGGAGGUCCAGGGUGGGACUGUAUGGGGUCCCGUGUGAGACAGGACUCUUUUCGGUGUUAGCAGGCCUUAGUUUUCUUUAUUUUGCGGGACUUUUGUUAUUCUUGUAUUACUGUGAAUAUAUUUAGCAUUUGAUUGGAAAUAAACUUGUCUAUACUUCAUACCAAUUAAUAUUGCACUCGUUGGAAGGAAGUUUGGUUGUCAAAUGACAGUUAUUUUUGGUUUUAUCCAUACUAGUUUUUAAUAAACCAUCUGGUUUGAGGAUUUCAACUUGAUUUUCUUUAUGACACUAGAUAAAGUAAAGCUGCCUUUAGCUCUUAGGGGCGUUCUAAUGUUAACCAUAUUAAUCCAUCACUUAUCCAGUAUGCAAUUUAAGAGUUUCUUCUUUAGGACAGAAUAGGCCUGAACUUGGGUUCACGUUGGUGUAGAUCAGCCUGAUGUACAGUGUGGUUCUCUGUGGAAUACUAAUGUCAUCAGCGGGUUGAACCAGUAAACUGCUGCAGCUGAAAAUGCAGAUGUGACUAAGACAGUGUGAUGGUUCAUCCUGGAUGAUCGCUAUCUUCAUAUCUCCACAGCUUGGUGCUUAGAUGUUAGUCUAUCUGUAGCACCGAGAGCUGGGGCUGAGCCAUGAUCUUUCCAUAUAUACUCAUGUCCCCAGCUCUCUGAAGGUCUGGAGUUGAAUCUACUGUUUGACGGACUAUGCGCUGAUGUUUGAUUAGCUGUCCCACACAUCGCCUCUUCUGUCUGAAAACUGUUUUCUUGUUUAGCAUGAGACCAUAAUAUGUUCACUGUAUAGCCAUGUAAAUUCACUUUAUAUCAAUAUAAUUAUCUAUUAUGCUAACCUCGAACUACACAUAUUUAUUAAAACUGCUUCAAUUAAACGUUGCAUCGGACUCGUUUUUCAUUAUUCUCUCCUGGGUAGAUUGUCCGACACUUUACUGGGAAGGACAGGCCUUUUGUGUGAGUAUUUGAGCUAAAAUAAAUGUUAUUAUAGAAUGAAAUGUGCAAUACUUUUUCAUCAUUUGUUUCAGGGCACCAGAUAACAGACCUAAUAUAAAGCAAAUUGCACCUCCUAAUGGAUAAAUAAGUCAUUGCGACACAUUUUGCAAUAUUGACAUCAAGUACUAAGAAUGAGACCAAGUAUGGAUUGUGUUUGUGAGCAAAGUAAAACACACAACACACAUU
This is a messenger RNA of Gadus chalcogrammus (walleye pollock), 4844 nucleotides long. RefSeq names its product ubiquitin specific peptidase 8 (gene usp8). Gene Ontology annotation, biological process: protein K63-linked deubiquitination; protein K48-linked deubiquitination; endosome organization. The coding region runs from base 195 to 3398 and encodes 1067 amino acids. The record is from RefSeq and is a predicted model, not a curated record. The transcript has 19 exons. Gene Ontology annotation, cellular component: cytosol; dendritic spine; extrinsic component of endosome membrane. NCBI's taxonomy places the organism in Eukaryota, Metazoa, Chordata, Actinopteri, Gadiformes, Gadidae. Gene Ontology annotation, molecular function: cysteine-type deubiquitinase activity.